This is a messenger RNA of Saxophila tyrrhenica, 1461 nucleotides long. RefSeq lists its product as uncharacterized. The transcript has 3 exons. Lineage: Eukaryota; Fungi; Ascomycota; Dothideomycetes; Mycosphaerellales; Extremaceae. Gene Ontology annotation, molecular function: transporter activity. Gene Ontology annotation, biological process: transport. The record is from RefSeq and is a predicted model, not a curated record. Gene Ontology annotation, cellular component: membrane. Bases 1 to 1461 code for a protein of 486 amino acids.
AUGGCCAAACACGACUGCCCCGUCCCCAAAGGCGCAGAAAACUAUGGCAAGCGCGGCACAUCAUGGCAUCCAAUGCUCUACUUGUCCUUGGCUUGUCUUGGAGCGACUACAGCCAUCUCGAUUUCUCUCAUCUUCCAACAUCUACGACGGUAUCGGGCUCCUAAGGAACAACGACAGAUCAUUCGGAUCAUCUUCAGCGUGGUCGCGUACUCUCUGGUAGCCUUCUUCGAGCUAUUUCAAUACGAAGAUGCAGAGUAUCUCGAUCCACUGGGCGAUGUGUAUGAAGCAUUUGGGCUGUGCGCGCUCUUCCUCCUCUUCAUCCAAUACGCCUCACCAAACGGCACCUUCGACGAAGCCACCUUUGACGCUGUCAAAUCUGGCGAAGAUAUCGCGACGACUUUCAACUGGCCGAAGAUUGCAUGGAUCUUUGUCUUCCAAUACGUAAUUGUCGAAGUCCUGUGUGUUGGAGUGCAAGAAGCCACCCAGGCCGCUGGAGUCUUCUGCAUGAAUUCACUGAGCCCACAAUUUACUCACCUCUGGAUCGAGAUCAUUGAGAGCAUCUCCAUUGGUGCUUGUGUCCUCGCCAUCGUCAAGUUCUAUCAACGCAUGAAGACAACGAUGAAGGCUAAGCGUGGCCUUUCCAAGAUUGCGAUGUUCAAGGGUAUCGUGUUUAUUCGAUUUGUUCAGCAGUGGGUGUUCUCGUUGCUGUUGCAACACGAUGUCAUCAAACCUGGUCCGGCGUUCAGCUAUAACGAUAUCCUCUACGGUAUUCCGGCGACAGCGACGUGUGCCGAGAUGGUGCUGUUUUCGUUGGGAUUUUGGUACUCUUUCAGCUCCUCCGAAUACAGCAGCACCGCAAAACCUCACGUCCGCCCCUUGCCAAUGUGGAAAGCCGUCCUCGACGCCCUCAACCCGACCGACUUUGUCCUAGGCGUUGUUAGGAUUUUCCCUCUCUGCAUGCAAGUGCGGAAGACAGGCGACUGGAGUGCGUACCGUGCAUCGACAAAGAAGCAAGGUCUAGCUGGCGCCAUACGCAAAGGCAGAAAUCGGUACAAGAACCGCGGCCAGGACCGGUAUCAGGAACUCGAUCAGGGUACGCAGAAUCUGACACGGCCUACGGAGAGUCACCAAAGCCAGGACUUCGGGCGGCCGUCUAUGAGUGGUGGGCUUGGAGGCCAAUGUGUGUACCAGCCGCCUGGUGCUUCGCCUCCUGGAGACGAAGGUAGUUACCUGACAGGAGGGCUGGACGGGAGCGGACAUCGGAGAGCAGCGUCGCAACAGUAUUUGAUGGCUGAUCAUGCGUCUCCUGGACGGCCUCGGGCUUCCUCGCAAAGCUCGUUGAUGGCGGAGUCGCAGCCACCGCCCGGCUACUUUAAACCUGGGCAGAGGUAUGAUCGAUCACGUUCUCCAUCGCCAAGUCCGUUUGCAGGAGCGCCAAUGGGGGGAAGAGAGAUGAUAUGA